This is a messenger RNA of Elaeis guineensis (African oil palm), 1017 nucleotides long. NCBI's taxonomy places the organism in Eukaryota, Viridiplantae, Streptophyta, Magnoliopsida, Arecales, Arecaceae. The record is from RefSeq and is a predicted model, not a curated record.
UCCCGCUUUGGCCUCUCCCUUGACAUUGCACCCCCAUCUUCUCUCCCUUAAUCUCCUACACAUACAUUGCUCGCGAGAAUCCCUCAAAGAAAGCCCCAAGUCUCCCUCCCUCUCUCUCUCUCUCUCUUUCUGCUCCGAAAGAGAUCAAGAAGAUGAUCACCCGGUCGCUGGGCUUCGACGAUCUCCGCCUCGAGCGCGGCGACUCCACAUUCCGCCUCUCCACCAACGAAAACAACGCCAGCAUCAUCCGGCUCCACGCAUUCGGCAAGAGCGACGGACGGACGACGGUGGCGUUCCACCUGACGGAGGGACGGCGGUGGCUCUCCUCCCACGUGAUGUCCGCCGUGGAGACCGGAGCGAUGGACGACGGCAGCCCGCGGGUGUUCGACAAGAUCUUCCACCCCGAGCUCCGGGUGCUGCGAAGCCCGUCGUCGUCACGGGAGAGCAUGAAGCGCAUGCUGCUCCGGCUGGGCGUACUUUGCCCUGAAAUUCUUGAGGGUUGCGGUGAUUGCUUUGCUUUCUUUGGUUCGGCGGCGGCGGGGAUCGCGGCGGCCACCGGGUGUUCGGCGGUGGUCGUGGUGGUGGAGAUCAGCCUGUUCAGGGUUUAUGAUGAUAGCGAGGACGCGGAAGCUACCGAUUCUUCUCUCUCUUCUUCUUCUUCUUCUUCUUGUUCUCCAGCGGUGGAGGGUUUAGAGAAGGUGGAAGGAAGGGAGGGGAGCUGCUGCGCCAUUUGCUUGGAGGACUUCGCUCCGGGGAUGGAGUUGGCUCGGCUGCCAUGUUUGCAUGUCUUCCAUGGUUCUUGUGUGGGUAAGUGGUUGGAGGAGAGACCGGCGUGUCCGCUCUGUCGUCGAUGUCUAUGAGUGGUAGUACUCGUGCGUGCGGUUAUCAGAUUCAUGUCUUUCUUUUUUUUUUUCCGGCUACCUUUCUUCAUGUAUUAUUUGUGUUUAUUGAUGUAGCCGAAUUCUUGGAUCCGAGAAACGAUCAGACUUUCAAUUUAAAUUUAUCAAGAAAAUUUUU